UGCAACAAUAGUAAUGCUAGUAAUUCAACUAACAAGUUUUCCCUUUAAAUGCAAAGUUUCAUGUCGGGAUAACGAUGACAGUGUUGACAGUUGAUGAACACGCAUCAAGCAGAUCACCUUCAAUGGUCAUAAAUUUCUGUUUUGUUGGAUAACUUUCGAAUGUCUGAAGCUAACAGUCUCGAGAUGCAGUUUCAGUUGAUUUUGUUAACAAGAAAGCUUAGUCACAUCCUCAGGAAGCGAUGGCGACGAGCCUGAUAGGAGGACUGAGACUUCAAGGUCUCAUUUCUACGAAGCCAACCAAAUCGUGCACAAGUGUCUGUAAAGUGUCUUACAUUAUUGAUACUACAUUAAAUUAUUAUUAGCUUUAAGUGUCUGAGAUGCACUUCCUUGAAUCUUCAAAAGUUAUAAUCAUUUCAUAAUAACAGCUUAAGUACAUCGAAGAUAGUCAUGAUAAUCGCGUUCGACCCAAAUGUUGCCCUUUUUUAACGGUUGCAGUUUUGUGACGAGUGUCAAAACCAGAAUUGUGUCAAAGUUUGAUACUUGAAAUAAAAAUCAGCAUAAUUAGACCGAAACAUUUCCUCUAUAGAAUUAUCCCAUUCUUUUUUGCAAAUUCUCAGAAAAUUUAAUAAUUUCAGAACGCUCUAUAAUUAAUUUGUCCAAUGUGAAAUGCUCACGACACAAUAUAUAAAAAACCUUAGAGAGAAAAACUUAAGCAUCGUUUAAACUCUUAAUGAUGAAAACAUAUUGUCUCAAUUCGUGAAACUGUUUACGUGUGUGAAAAUAAGAUACAGUCAUGGCGGUCGGGAAAAUAUGGUUUGUUCUGGUGCUGUCAAUGCUGAGCACGCAUCUGGCAGUGGCAACAACCGUGAAAUUGAACGAAAUCGGGCCUUGUUGCAGUAGCCACUGCAGCAUCGGGGAGUACAACAAUGCUACCAAGAAGUGUCCUCAAGAACGCCACCCAAACUACACAUGCAACUUGGAAAAUUGCCAAAUUGCCUAUGACCAAUUGGUAAUUUACUACUCAUCGGAAGAACAAAAGCUGUACGAUACGCUGCACAUCCUGAAUGCACGUACAGUGAAACUCUACAAUUCGCACAUCGCGGAUAAGUUGGAGUUCACGAAUGUCAGUCUCAUCUCGACCGUGAACGAAGGAAGAAGUGGUUUUGAUAGUCUCAUCUUAGUGAACUCGUUCAUCACAAAUAUAACUUUCACAGAACUGAAAUUUUUAAAGUUGAAUAAUUCAUCAGCGGAUGUUGUUAAGCUUUCCAACCUUAGUGAAAUGGAUAUUUUGGAUGAAAGUUCGAUAAAGGAACUGGAAGCUACAAUUUCGAGUUCCAAGAGCACUUUCUCCGAAUCUCUCAUUGAAUCUAUUUCUAAGCUUUCCGUGAUAGGAACAGCAAAAUUGAACGUAAUUAACAUGAAAAUAAAUUCGGUGGGCGAGAUAGAUAUAUAUGAGAACACUAUUGUCAAUAUAUCGUCAUUGAUGAUACCUCGUGUUAAAGUAUUACUAGUAAAGAGUCAGAACGUCGAAUUGGAUAAUGUCACAAUUGAAGAAAUACCGGAUGGGGCCGUUAAUAUAUACGGCAAGCUUCACAUACAAAAUUCUGUGUUGAGCAAUGUUCAUGGAGAAGGCAUAGUGAUUCAAGGAAGCGGCAAACUAGUUGCAAAAAAUGUAUCUUUCAAUGGCAAGUUGAUCUCGUUUGCGCUCGAGGGAAUGCACACUGAAAACUCGAACAUCUCUCUGGGCAGGCUGUGUCUGAGCUCAUCUUACUCUGCCAUGACAUUCUGGAUCGUUAUAAGUGUGUUAAUACUUUUGAUAGCGAUUUUUGGCGUAAUGACCGCAUUUUUAAUAUGGAAGAAAAGAUCAUCAGCUGAAUGUGAAGUUCAAGUGGAAAGCUCGAUGAAAUCGCGGAAACUUAGUGAACGAGGGUUAGCCAAUCUUUAUACCCCUCCAGCUCACAAAGAAGAAAUCCCAAUGGGUCUACCAAAAUCACAAACAGAGAGUGAUGGUGUUAGUGAUCCAAAAGAAGAUCUCCCAUCUCCUCCACCAACAUCACAGACGACAAUGCACCAGCCGAGAUUCCCGCCACCUAUUCCUCCACCGCCUCAGCCGCCACAAGAAAAGCAAAACUCAUUGGUCGAAGAUGAAUACACAGACGUUGAAAACAAUGUGAAUCCCACGGUCCUCAAAACUCCACUACCACCACACCAGUCUUCUUUGCACCAAGCUCUGACAUCAGCCUUGCACAAAAGUAACAAGAUAGAAACACCCCAAGUUAGAGAACCGACAGUUCCAGCACCUAACCCAAAACCAAGCGUUCUGCAGAAACCCGUCGUCCCAAUGUUCCCAAUAAAACCACUUGCUUCUAAUCCUCUUCUGAACCCAACCCAACCUCGAAACCAUCGAAACGACGAAGCCUUCCCACCACCUCCUCCUUUAGAUUCCUUACCUCCAUCACAUCACUACAUUGGACGGUCUAAACCCCUACCACCUCCGCGCAAAGGAUCAGGUAUUUCUCUUCCUCCUGUUGAUUUUGUUCCAGUAAACCAGAAUGACCAAAGCGACUUGGAACCUGUUUACGAAGACACUGCAGUUGAGGAGCCCUUAUACGCUGAAGAUGAAAUUGAAACAUAGUGAUUGCUGACAUCGGAUGCAGUGUUAUAUAUGCAAUGUAAUGCACUUGAAGAGAAUAAUCUUUGCGCAAAUAUCGACCCUAAUUUUGAUUUUUCUCACUCAGUGUCUUUCCUAGAAUAGGGAAACUUCCUGUUUUGUACUUCGCGCCGAGCUGCCAGAUGUUGUAUGAAAAAAUAAAAUCAGUACCUACUCACUGAAGUGAGUGACAGA
Hyalella azteca is the source of this 2845-nucleotide messenger RNA. RefSeq lists its product as uncharacterized. The coding region runs from base 794 to 2635 and encodes 613 amino acids. NCBI's taxonomy places the organism in Eukaryota, Metazoa, Arthropoda, Malacostraca, Amphipoda, Hyalellidae. The record is from RefSeq and is a predicted model, not a curated record. The transcript is spliced from 3 exons.